Messenger RNA from Lottia gigantea (owl limpet), 333 nucleotides. RefSeq lists its product as hypothetical. The transcript has a single exon. NCBI's taxonomy places the organism in Eukaryota, Metazoa, Mollusca, Gastropoda, Lottiidae. Gene Ontology annotation, molecular function: protein binding. The annotation marks the transcript as partial. The record is from RefSeq and is a predicted model, not a curated record.
AUGGCUGUUAGUGAGGACGGAAGUGUGCUUGCGACCGGUGGUGAGGACAAGACGGCGUGUUUGUGGAGUACAAAAACGGAGGAGUGCGAAUGCAUUGGGAUUUUACAAGGGCAUGAUGACUAUAUUACAUGUAUUUUAAUAGAAGAUUGCUUCGUGUUGACCGGAUGUGCAGACAAGACUGUCCGGAAGUGGGACGUAGGCACUUGCGAGUGCGUGUUAGUGUUAAAAGGACACACAUCCGUUAUAUAUAGAAUGAUUUGUACGGGAGACUUCAUCUUUACUAGUUCUUACGACAGAACAGGCCGUUGUUGGGAUUUCGAUAAUGGAGAGUGC